This is a messenger RNA of Prosopis cineraria, 2067 nucleotides long. RefSeq names its product bZIP transcription factor TGA10. The record is from RefSeq and is a predicted model, not a curated record. Gene Ontology annotation, biological process: DNA-templated transcription; regulation of DNA-templated transcription. The coding region runs from base 384 to 1820 and encodes 478 amino acids. Gene Ontology annotation, molecular function: sequence-specific DNA binding; DNA-binding transcription factor activity. The transcript is spliced from 11 exons. Lineage: Eukaryota; Viridiplantae; Streptophyta; Magnoliopsida; Fabales; Fabaceae.
GCUGCGUUUUCUAGAGGGGAAGAGAGAGAGAGAGAACCGCUUCAUCUGAAACCUGUAUACUAGUUGGCAGAGAUGAGAGAGAAUUAAGAGAGAGGGGUGGAGAGGUAUGAAAGGAAAAAGAAGCUUUGUCUUUUGUACCCCUUAAUUCGCAUUUAAUUUAAUUCAUUUCUAUUCUGGCUCUCUCUCUCUCUACCUAGCUCUUCGACCAUAACCGACUCUCUCACUCUCUCUCUCUCUCUCUCUCUCUCUCUCGGCGUGGUUUCGUGGACGAAGGAGAAAUGAUUUUAUGUGGAAGAAACAGAAGGCGGUUUCGCCAUUAAUGGGGUUCGGAGAGCUAGUAGCGCAAAAGACAAAGCAGCUUCUAGGUUCAUCCAAGUCUCGCCAUGGCGUACAGCGCUAACAAGACCAACAACCACACAGGCACUCAGAUGGAACCACUCCCACUCCCACCACCUCCACUUCUUCAUCGCCAUCCUCAUCAAAUUCAAGACCACCGAAUCUCUUUCGGAAUCAUGCAAUCUUCUCCGUCCUCCUCCAUCCCCGCCAAUUUUCUGAGCAAGGAUUCCGGAGCUUACGAUUUGGGCGACUUGGAUCAAGCCCUCCUCUUGUAUCUCGACGGACAAGCUGAACCUUCCUCCAUUAAUGUUCAAGACCAAAGACAGAACUCGUCAUCAUCCGGAAUGAGGCCUCCGACUCUAAACAUUUUCCCGUCUCAGCCUAUGCACGUAGACCCGCCUUCGUCAAAGGCUAGCAUGGAAUUAGUUUCUCCUCAAAGCAGUGGUUCCAAGAGACCAUCGGAGCCCUCCAUGAAGUUGUCUCACUCGCAAAACGAAGUCGCCGCCGCCCCUAAUCAAUCAUCCAAAGCUGUCAAGCGAGAGAGCACUCGGAAGGGCACGACCUCAAGUUCUGAACAGGAAGGACCUAAAACACCUGAUCCUAAGGCACUCAGAAGACUAGCUCAGAAUAGAGAGGCAGCCAGGAAAAGCAGGCUUAGGAAAAAGGCAUAUGUGCAGCAGCUAGAGUCAAGUAGGAUCAGGCUGAAUCAGCUGGAACAAGAGUUGCAGCGCGCAAGAGCUCAAGGCAUAUUCUUUGGAGGCUCGGGUGCACUUUUGGAAGGAGAGCAAGGCCUUCCUGUCGCCAUGGGUAGCAUUAGCCCAGAAGCUACAAUGUUCGACGCGGAAUACGGGAGGUGGGUGGAGGAGCACCACAGGCUAGCGUGCGAGCUGAGAGCUGCCGUUCAAGAGCACCUUCCGGAGAACGAGCUGAGGCUAUACGUGGGCAAUUGCCUGGCACAUUAUGACCAGGUUAUGAACCUCAAGAGCAUUGUGGCUAAAACUGAUGUCUUCCACCUUGUUUCCGGCAUGUGGAAGACUCCUGCCGAGCGUUGCUUCAUGUGGGUGGGCGGAUUUAGGCCCUCUGAACUCAUUAAGAUAAUUCUGAAUCAAAUAGAGCCCCUGACGGAGCAACAAAUACUGGGGAUCUGUGGGUUGCAGCAAUCUACGCAGGAGGCGGAAGAUGCUCUCUCGCAAGGGCUCGAAGCUCUGAACCAGUCUCUCUCGGAAACCAUAACGUCGGACUCCUUGAGCUCUACCCCAAAUAUGGCCAACUACAUGGGACAAAUGGCCCUGGCCAUAAAUAAGCUCUCCACCCUCGAAGGUUUUGUCCGACAGGCGGAUAGUCUUCGGCACCAAACGAUUCACCGACUGCAUCAGAUACUAACGACGCGUCAGGCGGCGAGGUGUUUGCUGGCCAUGGCGGAGUACUCUUAUCGUCUGAGAGCCCUCAGCUCUCUGUGGGUGGCUCGUCCUCGCCAGGAAUGACGAGGGGCUACUUCUGGAACAAAGCGGCACAGUAUAAAGUCACCGAUCAGCCUUAAUUAUAUUUAUAUAUAUACAUAGCCAUGACUAGUUGUUGGUAGCUUCUUCUUCAUUUUCUGCGAGAAUAUAAAUUGAAUCAGUGGUAUCUAAUCCCUGUGCUGCUAGCUAUCUUGAAUUCGUUUCUUAUCGAACUGUAAAGAUAUAGACAGACAGUUAAUAUAGAAUUAAAUGUUGACUCAGUUGACCUAUA